AUGCCCAUUAUUCUUUUUGGUAUAGUUGUACUGGGAGGUCUUACCAGAUUAACCGAGAGUGGGCUUUCCAUUGUUGAAUGGAAACCAAUAACUGGUGUUAUUCCUCCGAUAACAUUUUCUCAAUGGGAAGAGGAAUUUGAAAAAUACAAGCAAUUUCCAGAAUAUAAAUUGCUGAAUUAUAAUAUAUCGUUAUCAGACUUUAAAUACAUCUAUUUGAUGGAAUGGUCACAUCGAAUGUGGGGACGCAUGAUCGGACUGAUUUUUGUUUUGCCAGCAGUAUAUUUUGGGUUUCGUGGGUACAUGUCAAGACCUAUAAUUAAAAAAGUUGCGGGCCUAGCUGGAUUGCUUGGAUUCCAGGGUGUGUUAGGAUGGUAUAUGGUUAAAUCCGGAUUAUCUGAAGAAUUAUUGUCGACACCGGGUGCCAUUCCACGUGUUAGUCAUUAUUGGCUAGCAGCGCACUUGGGCAGUGCUUUCCUCCUUUAUUCAGGGAUGCUUCUAACCGGUCUACAGAUUUUGCGAGAUUCAAAGAUAGCUUAUGAUUUUCCCAAGGAAGUAGCAAAGAUUCUUGCAAACCCUUCUUUAAAUAGAUUCCGUAGUUUAGCCAUUUGUGCAGCCAUAUUAAUAUUUUUGACCUCCAUGUCUGGCGCUCUGGUGGCCGGCUUGGAUGCAGGAUUAAUUUACAAUGAAUUUCCAUAUAUGGGAAAAAACAUAAUCCCUCCCAAGUCUGAACUAUUUUCGAAAGUAUACGCAAGGUUUGGUGAAACUAGUUUAUGGAGAAAUUUCUUUGAUAAUCCAACAACUGUACAAUUUGACCACCGAGUAUUGGCUACAACAACACUGUGUGCGAUAACUGCAUUGUGGUUAUAUUCACGUCGACUUACACUUCCACCCAAAGCUCGUUUAGCAAUUAAUUUUGUUUUCGGAGUAAGUUGCAUACAAGUAACUUUGGGAAUUAGUACCUUGAUUUAUAUGGUUCCUAUUCCGUUAGCAUCUGCGCAUCAAGCGGGUAGUUUAACACUUUUAACUACUGCAUUAUAUUUGAUACACACAAUGAAAAGAAUUCCGAUCAAGAUAUAA
Molecule: messenger RNA, 1077 nt
Organism: Dentiscutata erythropus
Lineage: Eukaryota; Fungi; Glomeromycota; Glomeromycetes; Diversisporales; Gigasporaceae
Source: the annotation of a GenBank genome assembly